CACACACACACACACACACACACACACCUACACACACACACACACACACACACACACACACACACACACACACACACACACACACACACUGUGACUAUUGUUGAUCCCAUGUCAUUUACUAUAUAAUAAGUCAUUUCAAAGACAGCUGACUUACUGUAUGCACCACUGCCAUAUAUGACUAUUGUCAAGCAGUUGUCUCCAGUGAAACAGGUUCGAGGGACGCUGUCAGUUGACUCAUGAGCCUUUCAAAUACUAACAGGAAUGUCACAACAACGGUCUAUCGUGACACUUUAAACACAGCUAUUAUCAAGAACGUGAUUACUGUGGUUCUCUGCAUCUCCAUCAACUAUGUCAACGGUACGCUGGUGCACACAUUCAAAAAACACCAGGUUUUCAAUAUGAACCCUCGAUACAUCCUGUACAUCCAUCUGGUGAUCAACGAUAUUAUCCUGCUGACCAUGUUCACUCUUGUUCAGGUGCUGAGUUACAUCGUGUUCACUCUUAACGUCUCCUUAUGUAUCAUUUUGCUAAUGAUUGCUAUAUUUGCCAAUCUAAACAAUCCCCUAACGCUAGCUGUUAUGGCAGUGGAGUGUUACAUCGCCAUAUGUUUCCCUCUCCGCCACGCACAGAUCUGUACAGUAAAGAAAACAUAUGUUGUGAUCGGUCUGAUAUGGGUGAUAAGCUCACUUUCAAUCCUGCCAGAUUUAUUUGACGCACUGGCAACAGAAUCCCUGGAGUUCUUUCGUUCCAGAGUUUUUUGUCUCAGGGAAAAUAUUUUCAGAAACCCCAAUCUCACAGAGAAGAGAGAUAUAUCCAACAUAGUGUUUCUGGUCAUUAUUUGGCUCACUCUGUUCUACACAUACUUCAGGAUCCUUUUCGCUGCACAAGCGGCUUCUGCGGACGCCAAGAAAGCAAGGAACACUGUGCUCCUUCAUGGCUUCCAGCUGCUGCUGUGUAUGCUCACCUACGUUUUUCAUCUUAUGAUAGAAGGUCUGACAUACUUGUUCCCAAAAGGGGUACUGGCCAUUCGCUUCACUGUCGCGAUAUUCGUUCAGGUUCUGCCUCGACUAAUCAGCCCAGUUGUUUAUGGGCUACGAGACAAAACGUUCAGAAAGUAUCUGAAAAGACAUAUAUUCUGUUUAAGUGGUGCUGAAACUCAUCCACAAAAACCUCUGAAGAGGCCAUUAUAAAGUCCUGUUUUUGUUUUUUGAUGAUCUGCUUAUACUGUUUCAUCUGAAUGAAACCAUUUUAAGCAGCGGAUACAACAACUUCUUGUUUCUCAGCAACACCUCAAAACUCAACGCCAUUCAACAAAAACUCAUAGUUAAUAAAACUUUUCAUCAUGAAGGUGUUCAGAUUGCACUGACUCAAUAAGUCGAUCCAAUUAAUUCUUUAGUAAGUCAUACAACGCCUGCAAAUCACCAAAAAUGACCAAUGACCAAUGAAAUUUAGUUAGUCAGGGUAUGAUAUACUUGCAUACUAAAUUUCAUACAGUGAAAUACAUACAUUACAACAAGCAGUGGUGUAGUGCAGGGUAUAUGCAGGUAUACAGAGUUUAAUGUGUAUACUUGAAUAUUUUUCAGUCAGCGAUGGGUAUAACAUGAUGCACAAUGCUUAUCAUUCAGUAGUAGUAGUUUUUUUCCAAUUACAGUUUUCAUGAGUGGAUGGAGUAAGGAAGACUUCACUCAGAAUGCAUAAUUACGUAGUUGUCUCACCCGUGUGUGCCAGUAUUUAUGCAAUAUCUGCACCUUUUCUGUGGCUAAUGUUUAUUUGAAUAUGAUCCUUACUCCCUGAAGUCAAGCAGCAGAAGUUAAGUGAGAAUGUACUGGCCCAGUCCUUUGCUGGAAGGGCCGCUUUAAAAAAUAAAUGGGGGCAUAAAUUAAGAGUUUACCCACUUCUACGGGCACCACUGACAAUAAGGCCUUUGCAGUGGUCGCUGCACAGGCCCUAAUUAGACUUCAUUCAAACUGUGGUCAACACCAACAGAAGUCCCAAUUAACAACUUGCUGUGGUUGAAAAAGUACAAAUAAUUUUUCCUGUAGUUCACACUCUCCAUCUGGUAUUCCCUCCAGUCAGUGCAUACGUCUACAAUCUGCAGUGUUGGCCCAUAAUGCUCAGGUGACCUGUUUUUCUCCAGAGUAAAGAUGUGUUUGAUUUAUUUUUUCCAUCUCUGAUUUCUGUAUAGUAGAUGUUGCAUAGUUACUGACCAUAACACAUCAAACACAGGAUGUAAAUUCCACCCCUGUUUUGCAAAAAUUAUGUUUUUUUAUAAGGUCUUUUAUAAAUGCAUUCUUCAAUUUUAAAGAUCUUUGGACAUGUUUGUUAUUUCUUGCUGUAGUUGAAGUAUAGUUGGGUCACAUUAAACUACUUUGUUUCCUUUUACCAAAUUCAUCAAAUAAAGUCAUAUUUUCUCCCACA
Messenger RNA from Dicentrarchus labrax (European seabass), 2418 nucleotides. RefSeq names its product odorant receptor 131-2-like. Gene Ontology annotation, cellular component: membrane. The transcript is spliced from 3 exons. Gene Ontology annotation, molecular function: G protein-coupled receptor activity. Gene Ontology annotation, biological process: G protein-coupled receptor signaling pathway. Bases 237 to 1190 code for a protein of 317 amino acids. NCBI's taxonomy places the organism in Eukaryota, Metazoa, Chordata, Actinopteri, Moronidae. The record is from RefSeq and is a predicted model, not a curated record.